GAGGCAGAGAAAGACAAAACAAUUCUAUCCCCCACUGACCUCGCUUCUCGCCAGGAACUCAAAACCCGUUAUCCAAAGACACAGCAACGUCCUCCACCACUGCUGCAAACAACACCACCUCUUCUCCCCCUUCUUCCUCACUUCAACAUGAACGACACCGUCGACAAGCUCGUCGUCUUCCUCGCGAAGCGCGACGGCAUCGACAAGCUAGUCAAGACCUUCCAGUACGUCUCCAAGCUCGUGCAUUGGCAGGCGGAGGCCUCCCGGCCGGACCUCGCCCGCCGCGCCAAGAGCUGGGAGGUCGCCUCCGGCCUCAGCCGCAAGGCCUUCCGCUCCGGCCGCUUCCUCACAGGUUUCAACGCCCUCCGGCGCAGCCCGGGGAGCACCCCGCUGUUCCGCUUCCUCGCUGUCUUUGCCAACGCCGGCGAGAUGGUCUACUUCUUCUUCGAUCACUUCCUCUGGCUCUCGCGUGUCGGGGUGCUUGACGCCGGCCUGGCGCGGCGAAUGAGCUACGUCUCGGCCUUCGGUGAGGCGCUGGGAUACGUCUUCUUCGUGGCCAUGGACGCCAUUAUGAUAAAGAAGGGGUUGGCGGAGGAGGCGACGGCGGCCAAGGAGGAGGAGGUGAGGCGGAUCAGAGGUGAUAGGAUGAUGAGAUUGAUGGCGGUAGCGGCCAACCUGGCGGAUUUUGUUAUUGCGGUGGCAGACAUCGAGCCUAAUCCUUUCUGCAACCAUGCCGUCACGUUGGGUAUCAGCGGCUUGGUCUCAGCGUGGGCUGGUUGGUACAGGAACUGGCCCUCAUAAAUUUAAUUCAAGGGAGGAGGAGGAGGAGGAGGAGAUUUCAAGAUCGCUCGCAUACUGAUAAUACAGAUAACAAAACAAUAUCUGCCAUUUGGGUAAAGGCAAAGCUUGCUUGCUUGUACCAGUUGUUAUACAAUCAUAUAAUCUUAUAUAUCACAUCUCAAGUCUACAAUCCUCUGCAACCAACUUGUUCUUUCGAUACAAAUUAAUUCAUAUUACAGUUGUUAGUA
Molecule: messenger RNA, 1028 nt
Organism: Zingiber officinale
Lineage: Eukaryota; Viridiplantae; Streptophyta; Magnoliopsida; Zingiberales; Zingiberaceae
Product: peroxisomal membrane protein 11-4-like
Exons: 1
Coding region: 148-801 (217 amino acids)
Biological process (GO): peroxisome fission; regulation of peroxisome size
Cellular component (GO): peroxisomal membrane
Source: RefSeq, a predicted model, not a curated record